This is a messenger RNA of Cetraspora pellucida, 1134 nucleotides long. NCBI's taxonomy places the organism in Eukaryota, Fungi, Glomeromycota, Glomeromycetes, Diversisporales, Gigasporaceae. The record is from the annotation of a GenBank genome assembly.
AUGGCAGCACUUGCAGGAGCUUGGAUAGCUUUUAUUAUCAUUAUUGGAAUUCUACUCGUCUUUAGCAUUCUGUUCACAAAAUAUUACCAAGACCGUCGUGAUAGUGAACCUUUAGCUACAUUUGUUACGAUUUGUUCCUUAACGCUGUGCUUAAGUGCAAUAGCAUUAUUUCCUGUAGAUAUAUUUUUAGUAUCUUCAACGGUUAAUUUAAAUACUGGAUUAAAGCAUGAUUGGGCUAAAGAUCAAGUUCAAAAUAUUUUAAAUCAAAUAAAUGCUGUUUAUUAUGGAAUGUAUGGCCUGAUUGCUAUAUUCUGUUCAUUCGUGAUUCCAUUCGCUUAUUUCUAUUUUGAGGAAUAUGAAGAAGGUGAAUCAAAUCAACAGCCUAAAGAUAAAAAAAUACCAGUUGAUCUGGAUUUUUUCAAAAAAUUCUUGACUGGAAGUCUUGGCGAAAACAGUAUUUCUUUCAUUAUAGCUAUUCUUAUGGUGAUUGGAAUGAUCAUUUUUAUCGUGUACACUGCCCCCGGACUAUCAUUACUUCCAAUUAGAAUGAUAAAAGGAGCAGGCCAAUCCGGUCCAUCAGAUUCUGAAAUUGAGAGUCAUCUCAGACUAAAUCGUGAAAAACAAAGAGUUAUAAACUCAAAAUAUCAAGGUUCCAAUCAAACAAUGAAUAGAAAAGAUACUGAACAGCUAGAACACUUGAUCACUGAGGAAAAAAUAUUGAUGCGACGGUUGCGUGCGUAUGAAGCAAGCAAGACAGGGAUAUUGAACAAGAUUCUUAUGAUUUUCAGACCAUUUGAAUAUUUUCCUCUUGAUUACAUUUUUAUGGUUUUGCUUAUUCUUUACUUUUUCAUUAGCACUAUAGUCGGUGUUGUAUUUAUAGGAAUUCGAUUCUUAUGGAUUACACUUUAUAAAGUCCAUAUUUGCACACCUACUGCGAUAUCAACGUUCAUUCAACGCAUAACAGUAAAUACACCAUUCUUUGGUGUUGUAUUUUACUAUUCACAAUGGGCAUUUUUAAUUGUAUUAGCUCUUGGAUUUGUUUAUUCAACAAUUAGGCCACAAAGUUAUAUAUCUCUUGAUGACUUCGAUGAUGAAUUAGAAGAGAGUGAAAGAUUAUUGAAUCCUAGUAGUUAG